UAAUUCACCAAAUCUGCAAUAUAAAAUAUCUUUCAACUGAAUAAAUUAAUUUCACAUCCUCUUAGAAUGUUUUUACUUGGACUGUUUUCAGUCUCAAACCAGAUUUAAACAGAUCAGAUUAGACUUAAACAGACCAGAUCAGACUUCUUUAGCUAUAAAAUACACAGAUAUCAGACUAUAUAUAAAUAGACCAAACAAACAAAUUACGGUUCAAAUAAAAACAUCCUUAAUUUUAUCCAAACAUUCUCAUAAAUGUAACAUAGUCAAUUAGUCACUCAUCUAACCAUCUAACAUUCACUUGAUAAUCCCAGGGUUCCUCAUUUUUUCCCCAUUGUUCCUCUUCCGAAUCGAAGAGAGAGCAAAGUAUAGCAGCUCAAUAAUCAAUAUCCCUCUGCUUCUGGCUGCCAGCAUCGGGCUCCGCCUUGAUUUUUUUACCAGUGCUCAUCCCUCAACCGACAACAUUACUCUCAAAAGCCAGAUUUCCCUCUGGUAGCUUUUGCAGUAAAGACCAUCCCGAGCUCGCAACUUCUUGUAUCGGAUUACUUAUUUGGCUUCCUGGUGCUCAAGACUAUCAUUGUUAAUCCGUUCUUGUGAGGUUUUGCAUGUAAUGUACUUGCGUAGCUUCCUAAUUGGAUUAUGAACUGAUCAUCUCCAAUUCUACCUGAAUAAUAUGGGCAGACAAAAUGCUUUCCUGUCUAAGGCAAUCGUCAUCAUCCAUAACAACCAGAAAUACCCAAUUUUCACAGUCAAGCAUGGACGGGAUUUCAGCUGCAAACACACCAAGGUCAAGUGACCAAGCCACACCUUCCUCUGUCAACCUCACCCUAGAAUAUACCCUCGCCAUUAAAACCGCUUCCUAUUGUGAAAUAUGGUCCAAGAUUCACUACAAAGUCUCAUCUUACCAUGAUGAUGGAGAGGAGGAACCACCCCAAGUAGAUAUACAAGAGAUCCUUAAACCAAGUCAUGAAUGUGUCAAAGAUGCACUUUCCCACAUUAGACCCAAUGACACCUUAAGCCAAUUUGUCAUCAACUACUUUGAACAUAGUGAACAAACGUUUCGGUUCUGUCUUUUCCUUGCCCAGUGCAUAAAUCGCGCUCACCGCUUGUAUUCCCCUCUUCAUAAGCUCAUUGAUCUAUUUUCCAUAGAUCCUGAAACCCUUACAAACUCUGCUCAUAGUAACAAGGUUGAUCCUAACUUAUCCCCAACCCAUUGUGAGUGGGUAUUUGAUGCCUUUCAUGAGUUCGAGAAACUAGACAAUCCCUUCCCGGGCCCAGAAUCCCAUAGCUUCAGCAACAUGCAUAGCUCCUUCACUCAACUCAAGCAAUAUCUUGAUGUUCACCUGCAAAAGUCGCGCUCUAAGCAUUAAUAAAACCAGCGAUCAUUAGAAGAAUUAAUCCCAGAGAGAAGUCACAGACUCCCCCCCUCCUUCCCUUGCGAUCUUACUGCACUCUUCCAACCACGGGCAAGAAGAGGCGUAACCCUAGCAGGCAGGUUACCACCUCAACCGGGCACCCUGCUACCCCAAGUCAUCCCUGGACCCGUUCUCAGUCCCAGAACCCUAACAAUUUGGUAUCAGAGCCGUCAAGAUCCAUGGCGCCACCGCAAGAUGAUUUUUAACCACUAUGAUGGAGUUUAUGGAGGCUAUGACUACUAGGGUAACCGCCAUAGAAGGGCAGAUUGCUUGCUCUGUCUCUGGCAUUCCACAAACUUGAUUCCAAAUCAAUAGAAACACAUGAAGAGCCACCCGAUAACAACCUGAUAUCACAUAGCACCUGGAAGCCACAGUAUGUGAAGAUGGAAUUUCCUGGGUUUGAUGGCACCUAUGACCCUACCAGUUGGUUGAAAAGGUGCGAAAAAUUCUUCUAGAACCAAGAAACUCCUGCUGUUGAAAAGGUCAUUAUCAGCAGAGAUGCUAGCAUUGAUCAUAAGAGAUAUAGAACUCUGCAGGAAAUAUAUGAUUCAAUCAGAAAGAUUGAAGAUGAAGUUGGCCUAUGCUUUCUAGCUGUUGAUGAGCCUAGAAACUAUGAGGAAGCAGCUGUGGAUAAGAACUCAGAGGAAGCAAUGAAACAAGAAAUCACCUCAGUAGAGAAGAAUGGAACCUGGGAACUUACUGAUAUCCCACAGAACCAGAAAGCCAUUGGACUAUCAAGAGGUAUUUGCACUUGUUGCAAGAUUAGAGACUCUUCUGGCCUUAGCUGCACAAAAAGGUUGGGAAGCACACCAUAUGGAUGUUAAGAUAGCUUUUCUAAAUGGUGAUUUGGAGGAAGAUGUAUUUGUGAAGCAGCCAGAAGGUUUUAUAGACAAGAAUAAUUCAAUAAUCCAAACAAAGUCUUUAAACUUCAUAAAGCCUUGUAUGGAUGAAAACGAGCACCAAGAUCAUGGAACCUCAAACUGGAUAAGUGUCUGAAGUCACUAACUUUUGAGAUUUGUCCUUAUGAAGAUGUGUAUAUCAGGCAGAAUGAGCAUCAUGUUAUGGUAGUAGGAGUAUAUGUUGAUGAUCUCAUUCUGACUGGAUCAAGUGGUGAGAUAAUACAUUGUUUCAAACUUGAAAUGCCGAAAAGUUUUGAGAUGAGUGAUCUGGUCUUGUUAAGUUACAAUCUUGAGAUAGAAGUACAACAAACAUGUACAGUGUUAGUUUGUGCCAGACAGGAUAUGCUAAGAAAUCUUUGAAAAGCUUGGAAUGGUUGAAUGCAAUCCUUGUUAUAUUCCAAUGGAACCAAGGAAAAAGUUGCGCAAGUAGGAAGGAGAUCCUAUGUCAAAUCCUACAUUCUACAUGAGUAUAAUAGGUAGUUUGAGGUAUCUUGUCAAUACAAGACCAGACUUGGCCUAUUCAGCAAGAGUGGUAAGCAUAUAUAUGGUAGCACCAAAGGCACACUUAAUCUAGGUUGUGUAUACAAGAAAUAUCAAUCAGGUGACGAACUAUAUGGGUACAGUGACAGUGAUCUAACAGGAGAUGUUGAUGGCAGAAAAAGCAACACAGGUAUUGCAUAUUUUUGGUGUCACAAAAACAAAGGGUGGUGGCCUUAUCCUCGUGUGAAGCAGAAUAUAUAACAGCUACACCUGGAACAUGUCAAGGGAUCUGGCAUUGAAGACUAAUGAAGAGUCUACCGUUCAGGGAGAAGAAGCCAAUAUUGUAUGUUGAUAACAAAUCUGCUAUCUCCCUAGCUAAGAAUCCAGUAUACCAUGAGAAGGGCAAACAUAUUGAUACAAGGUUUCAUUUCAUACGUUAAUGCAUUGAAGGAGAUGAGAUCAGGCUGGAAUAUGUGAGAACUGACAUUCUCACAAAACCACUCUCAAAGCAAGGGUGCAACUUAUCCGUGGUGCCACCAAGGGCACUGCCAUAUGCUUAAUUGUAACUACUUUUGGGGUAGUCUUAACCGCCGUUUUUAUAGCUGCUCAUGCUCUGGUUGCCUUGGUUGCUGCACCAGUGUGCCUUCUUCUUAUCCCUUCUAAGAUGACUCAGGAAGAAAUGGCCCAUCUAGUCCAACUCGAUGACGCAGCAAAGGGUUUGUUCGUCCUUCACAAUCACCUGGAAACUGUUGAUUGUUUGGUGGCUCGUUUGCAUAAUGCGAUGGAGGACUAUAAGCGCCUUGUCCGUUUCGGGAUUGAAAGAGGAAAGGACAGUUAUCCCAUCCAAGAGGUCAUUUGUCAACUCCAAAAAAAACACGACAAUUUCCUUGAACAGUUGACUGGUCUUGAGGAACAUUUGUGCCUUUGUCUUGCUGCAAUAAAUCGGGCCCGGUCUCUCCUCCUUAACUAUUUUCAUCUUCAUCAACAUCAUUCUUCAUAGUUUGUUUUUUAACACAUAACGGCAAAUUGUUCUUUACCGCUUCCAUUGGAGGAAAUUCUAUAUUUGUUUCACGUGAAACCAGUUUUGUUGAAAUGACUGAAUUAUUUUCAUAACAUAUUGUAAUUAGUCAAAGAAAAUAGUGGUAGAAAUGUCAAUUUUAUCAGUAUAUAGCUAAAAAAAGACUCGUGAGCUACUGAUUUUUAGUUAUAAAUUACUUUCAUCAAACGUGCUCUCAAGUCUCAAAGAGUCAAAGUUGAGGCAUUUGUAAUACUUCUCAUUCAAAUGACCAAAACCA
Cuscuta epithymum is the source of this 4086-nucleotide messenger RNA. The record is from the annotation of a GenBank genome assembly. Lineage: Eukaryota; Viridiplantae; Streptophyta; Magnoliopsida; Solanales; Convolvulaceae.